AUGAGCACCGACCCCCCACCAUCCCGCAAACGCCUAAUAAUCUGCUGUGAUGGAAGCGGGCAAUCCGCCGUGUCAGGCGAAGCAAGCAUCCCCUCAAAUGUAACCCGUCUUUGCCGCGCAAUCAACAGCGUCGGCACCACCGCCUCAACAACCUGGCAGCAGAUCGUCUGGUACGAUUCCGGCGUCGGAACAAACUCUAACGGCGAAGUCCCCGUCAGCAAAGACCUAGAAGGCAACGUCAUCGAAGCCUACAAUUUUUGUGUCUUGAACUGGAACCCCGGUGACCAGAUUAUGUGCUUUGGCUUCUCUCGCGGCGCUUAUACUGCCCGUGCGAUCGCCGGUCUGAUCUCUGAUCUGGGGAUUUGUUCGAAGGCUGAUAUCCAAGAUUUUCCCGAGAUUUGGAAACUGUAUAAGGAAAGUCAUCCGGCGCUUACUGGGGAGAGAUUUUAUGGGAGUGAGGCUUGGUUCGACUGGUGUGAUGGGAAGCCUGCUGACCCGCAGCCUGUGGAGAGGCGCGGGGAGAACGUUGUUUGGGAGAGAGUUGGGAGAGGGCCGUGGGCUAGGACACCUGAGUCGAGGCAGGUUGAGGUUGUUGGUGUCUUUGAGACUGUUGGGGCGCUGGGAUUUCCCGAAAUCUUUGGGUAUGAGGUUCCAAAAUGGCUUACUAGGACUGACAAACCUGAGUGGCAUAACGUUGGACUUUCUCCAAAUAUCAAGAAUGCUUUCCAGGCACUAGCUCUCGAUGAGCAUCGUGCAGCAUUUACUCCGACUCUCUUCUACGUCCCUACCGUAACAAAAGUCUCACAAGAGACUCUCUCAAAGCAGCAAGAUCUGCAAAGAAGCACAUUUCAAGCUUGGCUUGAUCUUCUAGCUACCAAGCGCCCAUCCCUAGAGGAUCUCCAGCGCGUGAGCAAAGCCAAAAAUCAGGCCGCGCGAACCCUCCUCAACAUGGAAGACAGCCAGAAAGACCGCUCAAAGCUCCUCCAAGUCUGGUUUCCAGGCGUGCACAUCAACAUCGGCGGUGGUUCAACACUGACAAUGGAAAACAAGGGAAACAUGGAAGAAAUGUCCAACAUUGUCUUCGCCUGGAUGUUGGAUCAAAUCAAGGGUUUCGUCUCUCUCAACGACGACAUCCUACAGAAAGAUCAGCUCGCGCGCCGGACGAGAUUCGCUAAGAUAAACAAUGCCCUGCAUUGGUAUAACCAGCGCGUCGAACAACAGAAGAAGGAAUCGUGGGGCGCAUGGCUCCAGCGAAACGGUCAAUGGAUCACCUCUUCGAUCCUGCAUCCUCUCACUCCGGGCGAUAAGCCCGCGUACAUGGACGAGCGCAUCUAUACAUGGGGUCUGGGCGAUCUACCGGAUAACUUUGGGAUUGUUUAUGUGGCUAAUGGAUCUCGGCCGCGCACGCCGGGCCGAUACGCUUUCGAGAAUGGUCAGAGGUUGGGCGAGACGUGUGAGCGGGUUCACCCUGUUGUUGGGUAUAGGGUUGAGAAGACAAAGGAUCAUGAAAAGAGCAAGAGGUAUCGCCCGAUCUGGUUGGUUGGGGAUAACUACGAGCGACGAAAGAAGGGACAGGGAUAUGAGUAUCGCUUUAGAUACCCCGGGGCGGCUGACUAUGAGGUCCUGCCUGAAUGGGAGAUGUCAGCUGAUGUCAACUCUUAUGAGAGGCUCGCUAUUGAGGGAAAUGGAGCUUAUGAUUAUGUAGAUGCUUUGGAUGCGGAUUUGGGGAGGGAUAUCAAGACGCCUCGGUCUAGACUGGGUUGGUGGGAACGAGCUGUGCCCAGUACGAUCUAG
Molecule: messenger RNA, 1794 nt
Organism: Penicillium soppii
Lineage: Eukaryota; Fungi; Ascomycota; Eurotiomycetes; Eurotiales; Aspergillaceae
Product: T6SS phospholipase effector Tle1-like catalytic domain-containing protein
Exons: 2
Coding region: 1-1794 (597 amino acids)
Source: RefSeq, a predicted model, not a curated record